AAAAAGACUGCCUUCUAGAUUCGACAAAUGAAUUGACAGCUUAGAUUGACAUUACACAAGAAAAAAAAAUGUUAAGAUAAACAAAUAUGGCGGGUGAUCCAGAUGAUUUGGAACAAAAUAUUGAAAAUUUAAAAACAUCUGUCAGAAAGUCAUUUGCUCGUAUUUACGCGAGUUUGAAGGCGAGGGAGCUGAAAACAUUACGACAACUCGAUGCUAUUCACAAACAAUGCCAAGACAACAAAGAAUUGGAAAAAAAUUGUGUUCAGAACAUUAAUAUAAGUUAUAGUGACGAAUCCACAUUGUUAGAUAUCGUAAGUAAUUUUGGUGUAAUUGAUUUCGAGAGACUUAGUUUUGAUAACAGUACUUUUAUAUUAGAGGACUAUAUUAGUCCUAAUGACGAUCAUAUGUAUUCGUAUAAAACUAUAGAAGAAAUUACUGAGAAUGAGGAUAUCGAAGCUAUUGAAGAGGCUGCACUAGAGCAAAUAACCAAAACUGAAGAUUGUGUGUGUAUUGUCAAUGUGAAGACUGAGGCGAUCUCCAAGAAGUUUCGGGAUAUCAAUGCAGAUUUAAAUGCACAGAAAGUUAACGUUAAUAAUGAAGUUCACGAAUGCAAGGAUAUUGAGACUGUAGAUAAUAAUUUAGAAACUUUUACUGAAGAUGGAAACCUUCAUGAUUCUGAUCCGGAAGUGAUAAAAAUCAAUCCUACAGAUGACUGGUUAAAUUCAAUAAAAAACCAAACUGAAACUGAGCCAACACAAGUGACUGAUGUUAUGGAACACAGUACUAUCGCUUGCUCUUAACACAGAAAGCAAGCAUUAGAGCCAAUAGAUUUAAAAAUGCAUUUAAUAAAGAUUUUAUAUUUUAUGUAACAUUUGUUAAACUUUUUUAAUUUUAUAUAAAAAUGAGGGUAGGUAAUAAAAGACAUAAUAAUUAAAGCAUCAA
Bicyclus anynana (squinting bush brown) is the source of this 942-nucleotide messenger RNA. RefSeq lists its product as uncharacterized. The coding region runs from base 87 to 800 and encodes 237 amino acids. The transcript has 2 exons. The record is from RefSeq and is a predicted model, not a curated record. Lineage: Eukaryota; Metazoa; Arthropoda; Insecta; Lepidoptera; Nymphalidae.